CAGCGGCGCUGCCUGGAGACCGCCAGCGGGGCGGGGCGGGGAGGGGAGGAUGCUGCGGCCGCUGCGGGGCGAGGCGGCGGUGGCAGCGGUAGCGGGGCACUUCGGGGCACGGAGGAUGUGGCGGCAGCGCUGGCGGCAGCAGCGGGCGGAUGAGCGGGGAGCGAUGCGGUGCUGCGCGCCGGGGCCCUGGCCGCACGGCGGGAGCGCGCUCACCACCCUCCUGCUGACAGCGUUUUUGUUAAGCUCUGCUGAUGGCAAUAAUGGAACAGUUAACUGGACGACUAAGCAAGCCCACAGUUAUAUUAUCAGCAGAAUAAAGGCUGUUGAGAAGAAUGUGUACACGAUUCUGUCUAAGGUGCACUCUGAUCGGAAUGUAUACCCUUCUGCUGGAGUUCUUUUUGUUCAUGUUUUGGAGAGAGAGUACUUUAAGGGGGAAUUUCCUCCUUACCCAAAGCCUGGUGAAAUAAGUAAUGAUCCUAUAACAUUUAAUACCAAUUUAAUGGGUUACCCUGACAGACCAGGAUGGCUACGCUAUAUACAAAGGACACCAUACAGUGAUGGAGUGCUGUACGGCUCACCAACUGUAGAAAAUGUGGGCAAACCAACCAUCAUUGAGAUCACUGCAUAUAACAGGCGUACCUUUGAGACAGCAAGACAUAAUUUGAUCAUUAAUAUAAUGUCAGCAGAAGAUUUUCCUUUACCGUAUCAAGCGGAGUUCUUCAUAAGGAAUAUGAAUGUGGAAGAAAUGUUAGCAAGUGAAGUUCUUGGUGACUUUCUCGGAGCAGUGAAAAAUGUAUGGCAGCCAGAACGCUUGAAUGCCAUAAACAUUACUUCAGCCCUCGACAGGGGAGGGAGAGUUCCACUUCCUAUUAAUGACAUGAAAGAGGGCGUGUAUGUUAUGGUUGGGGCAGAUGUUCCAUUCUCUUCAUGCUUGCGAGAAGUGGAAAACCCACAAAAUCAGCUGAGAUGCAGUCAAGAAAUGGAGCCCGUGAUAACCUGUGAUAAAAAAUUUCGUACUCAAUUCCAUAUUGACUGGUGUAAAAUCUCUCUGGUUGACAAUACAAAACAAGUUUCCACCUUUCAGGAAGUGAUUCGUGGAGAAGGGAUAUUGCCUGAUGGUGGAGAAUACAAGCCACCUUCUGAUACACUGAAAAGCAGAGACUAUUACUCGGAUUUCCUAAUUACACUGGCAGUGCCCUCGGCAAUAGCACUUGUGCUUUUUCUAAUACUUGCCUAUAUCAUGUGCUGCCGACGGGAAGGAGUCAUCCAGUUGGUCCACCACAGUGCUAUACAGAAAUCAACCAAAGAGCUUCGUGACAUGUCUAAAAAUAGAGAGAUAGCAUGGCCUCUUUCCACUCUUCCAGUGUUCCACCCAGUUACUGGUGAGAUUGUACCCCCCCUUCACACAGACAGCUACGAUAACACCAGUAUGCCGCUGAUGCAAACACAGCAGAACCUGCCACAUCAGACUCAGAUUCCACAGCAGCAGAGUGCAGGAGAAUUUCGUAUGACAACAUUUCAAAGAUUUGAGAAAAUUCCCAAUAAUAUCCUCAGGAUUAUUAACAUAUUAAUAGUCACCACCAUGAAUAAGAAGAUAUUUCUCUUUUAAAGCUUCAGUAGACCAUAUUUAGUCAUUUGAAGAGCAAACCAUCUCUCCUAACCACUGUCCUCUUCAGGAACUAUCUGAAUCCCCAAUAAGAAACAUUUUUUUUAACCCUAUAUAAAAAUGCGGGCUUAAUAGCUGGCAUAAUUUCACAAAGUUAAAACAGAAUUGGGAAAGGAUUGUAUGAAAGAUGAUGACUCACAUCUAACGUUUCUAUUACACUGCUGGAUAUUGCUGCUGGUCUCCGGUAUGAACAGGUACAUUAAGUUUUAUAAUUGUCUUUCUGUCAAUUGGCAAAAUUCAUGAGGACUAUUUUAAGGGGAUUAGAUGAAAAAGUUUAUAGGAUAUUCCUAUAAUGCAAAAGACUAAAGAGCCGCAUGUACACCAUGCGCUGCGUUUUCCAUUUGGAGCUUCACAAUCUCCCUGUGAAAUGUGUUAGAUGCCAAAUAGAAAGAAAAUGUCCCAGUUAAACAAGCUUUUCCCAGAUCUCUCCCUUCCCAGAAGAGUGCAAGCAAAGCUCUUCCAUGUCUGUGUUGUCUUUUGGUCCAGGUUGUACUUGUGUUUCUCCAAUGUGGUUGUUGAUAAGGGACUAAUAAAUACUAUUUAUGUGCUGUGCUACCAGUAGGCAGUUCAAUAUUGUUAAAGCAUCAUCUACCACUGAUGGAUUACAUAAAAUCUUAUCUCCUUGCAGGUAAAUGGUAUUCCUGAGGAAAGAAAACUAACAGAAGCAAUGAAUUUGUAAUUGGAGAAGGCAGCAAAUUGUCUUACUUCCUUAUUUGUUCUGAUUGAUGCAUGAGUUUUUCUGGUGUACAUUGUGCAUGUCCACAGUAUUGAGAUGAUUUCAGUGCCAGAGAGCACAAUCACUUCCACACAACUAAUGUACUGUAUCCUUUUGUACUUUGGACGUUUUUGACAAUUUGUAAACACCGAUAACUUUUUAUAUUUGUUACCUUCAGAAAAGAAUCUUUCAAAUAUAUGUAUUAAUAAAUAUCAAACUUUAUUCUGUCUUGUGAUCUCUCCUGAAAGAUGUAACAGGGAAAGCAAAGCUUCAAAAUAAGCACCAGGUUUGAAGGACUGCAGAUUCUGUUUGAUGGGAUGAUACAAUUGCCUUACAUUUGCACACAAAAAGCACUCAUGUGUAAGCAUGAAAACUUGUGCAUUAGGAUGAGGCUCAGAAUAGUAUUCCAGAUUUAUUAGGUUUUAGUUUUUUAGAGAUAAUCAAAAUUUAAUGAGCAAAGUUAUUUUUGGAGGAAAAAAAAAAACCCUAACAAAAAGCCCCAAACAAAACCCUAAAACAAUUCCUGUUGAAAAUUGUAUUUCUGUUCCUUUACCAGAUCUUUACCCUAUUUGAAAGCUUUUAAGCAAUAAAACAUUUAAAAUCUGUCCAUUCAUUCAUCUGCUUAUGUUAGAAAAGACUGUUACAAACUGCAGAAAUUAAUGACUGCAGCUAAGCAAGAGAAACUUUCGUUAUGGACUAACUUUUAACUCUUUAAACAUACCAUUUACAUUUUUUUUGUGUGAUGUUGCUCAUGCCCCAGUGCAGUUCAUUUUUUGUAUCUUCUACCUUCUUUGUUCUUUCUGGAGCAAAAAGAGUUGUGGGAGAACGAGUGAUCCAAUACACCAGGGGUUAUAUUUUAGCAUCUUAAAAAGGAGUUGAUUAAACACACACCUUCCUGGAAGUGCUGAUUUUGAGAGGCAUUUGUCUGUGCAGCCAAAAGGUUAAUAAUACAAACUUUGUUAAAAGGAUCUGAGCUGAGGUUGCCUCAUUUUUCAGUAGCUGGUGAUAAUUUAUCUCCUGACGCUUUUCUGCGUAUUUUAAGUGUGUUUUUCUGAUGCUUCUUUAAAUCCUCAAAUGUAGCGUAAUAGGACUUCAGGGUCUCCAGCUCACACCAACAGCUCUUGGGGUUUGAACUCGCAGCACUGUACUGGUUUGAGCUGACACUUAUGCUUUGCCUUUUCUCUGCAGUUUUCUCUUUCAGAAGCUGUAUGUUCAUCAGGACGUUGCCCUGUAAGCAGAAAGCUGCAUCUGCUCUCUAAUUGCUAAGUGCUGGCUGCAUUGCCUUAGCUGAGCUUUCUGAGGUCUCUGCUAAGAGAAAUUGGGAGUAACUUAUGAAUUUAAGACUGAGAGUAAAAAGAAACUGGGAAAUAAGGUUGUAAGAGUUUGUGAAAAGACCAAAGUAGUCACUGGCUUUUUUUUUUUUCUUUAACUUUUUAUGGUUAUGACCCUGUUUAUUCAAAACACAAAACCUUAUUUAUGUUCAUUUUUAAGCAAACAAUGAUGAGUUUAUAGGCUUGGACCUGAAUGUAACACCUCGGUGGAUAGUUAAAACAAGUCCUGAGCUUGUUUUUAGCUCUUUAGAUACAUUUUGUGUGACGAGUAUAACUAUUGCAGCAAGGUGCACAGUCAGCACUCCAUACAUUGUAGGCACUUGUAUAUUAUCAAGCCUUAAACGUCAGAGUUUACAAGGCUGCCCUAAAUGCCAAGCAUGACCUACAGAAUGUGUUAACAAAUGCCCCUAGCCACAGGCAUAAUGCUGGUGGUUGUUAUGCUACAAGAGGUAGCUCAGCUACAGCCGCAGAAGUUGAAAACCAAUUUAGUUGUUGAAACAGUGGGAAUAAAGAGCCAUUCCUACUCACCUCCAAAGCAGCACGCAUCAUGCCCACCUACCUCAUCCAGAAAGGACCAGGGAAGCGGUUUCAUCAGUCAGCCGGCCUCCUAAGAGAGCCCUCCUUUUUCCAGCAGCUUGGAUCAGUGAAAAGUGAAUUGGGGAACUGCACACUGAGAUAUAUGGGAAAUUAAAAUUCACAGCUUUUAUCCCUGCUGUGAGAAAUUUAAGUCCAAUAAGAAUUUGUUUUUUCCUCUGUUCGAUUAGUUUCUACUACUAUUUUCAAAUCAUGAGCUGUCAGUGCUUUGAAACAGAAAUGAAUGGAAUGGAUUUUAAAUAAUGAUUUUUAAUGCAAUGUAAGAUGAAACUUGUAAAUAGUAUUGGGUUUAGAUCACAACGAUUUCUGAUAACUUGAGGAUGACGUGACAAUCAGUUACCUACCAGUUGAGCUGCUCCCAUCUUACUUGUAUUAAUACGUAACAGUGCCAAUAUAUUUAAGGAAAUCUCUGAAGCUGUUAUGUACAUGCAUAAGGAAUCAGUGUGUGCCAGAGGGGCUCCACCUGUUCUGAGAAGAAUCUAAUGGUGUAGGUGACUUGGGUAUUAAGCACACCUGAACUAUUUUAUGAUUGAAAGUUUCAUUUAUUUGAGGUAAGUUUAAUAACAAAAUAUUUAUUUUUACUUUUUAAAACAAUUACUAUGGAAGCAUAGAUUUAUAAAGCAGGCUAAAGACAUUUAAUGGUUAAAGAGUUAGUAACAGUUCAAAGUGCCGAUAGUUAAAACAGUACAUUCCUAUCCUCUUUUAACGAUGUACGAUGACCGUAUGAACUGAUAUUGUGUUGAUGAAGUGACAGUUGCAACCAAAUCAAAUAGAAAGCACUACAGAUGUCUUUGUAAAUAUAUGAAAUGUAAAAUCUAAUAAAUAGGAAAACAUGAAGUA
This is a messenger RNA of Strigops habroptila (Kakapo), 5146 nucleotides long. RefSeq names its product sarcoglycan epsilon (gene SGCE). The coding region runs from base 50 to 1609 and encodes 519 amino acids. Gene Ontology annotation, cellular component: membrane; sarcoglycan complex. The transcript is spliced from 12 exons. The record is from RefSeq and is a predicted model, not a curated record. NCBI's taxonomy places the organism in Eukaryota, Metazoa, Chordata, Aves, Psittaciformes, Psittacidae.